AUGGCUGCUGCUCCAACAACGAGUGCAGGUGACAUGAAACCGCAGCCUUCAAAAUGCGGUGUUUACGGGCUGGCGGGCUGCCAUGGCAACCGCACGGGACUGGAUGACGCACAAAGCUCCGCUGCCACUCGAGCCCAGGACGAUACUCUUGGGUUCCAGAAUCCCCAUUCGCGCACGCUUUGGGUGCUUGUCUUAUUUUUAGAGUACCAGCGAUACACCAACAAGAUCCGCCUGUUGAUCUGGUCCAUAUUUUGUGUAUUGUCGUUGGCCAGGCCAAGCUGGAGGUUCGGACCAUUGAGCCGCUCCAAUCUGAAGGCUGACACUGGCUUGUGGUUUGCCAGUACCUGA
Aspergillus thermomutatus is the source of this 348-nucleotide messenger RNA. RefSeq lists its product as uncharacterized. The record is from RefSeq and is a predicted model, not a curated record. Lineage: Eukaryota; Fungi; Ascomycota; Eurotiomycetes; Eurotiales; Aspergillaceae. The transcript has a single exon. Bases 1 to 348 code for a protein of 115 amino acids.